GACAGAGGGCAUCACCGUUAUCAACUUCCUGAAAGCACCGGGAUUUGGAAACCACACGUUUGCCACAGUCAAAAGAUGUUUUCACUUCUUUUGCAUGGAAUGGCAUCCUUUAAAAGAUCACUAGGCCACAAUUCUAAGUCCUUGACAAUAAUUCUUACACUGUUUGCAUUAAUUUCACAAUCUAUUGGGAUUGGUGAGGUCAUAUGGGCUGUGAAUGCAGGAGGUGAAGCCCACACCGAUGUUCACGGUAUUGUUUAUGAAGCUGAUCCACUGGAGCAAGACAAAGUUGGCAUAUCCUCAGACUAUGGCAAAACAUUGAUGAUAGGCCGUGUAAACCCUCAAGAUCAAAUUUUAUAUCAAACAGAGCGAUAUCACAUGUCAAAUUUUGGAUAUGAAAUUCCAAUAAAAGGAAGUGGUGAUUUUACCUUGGUUUUGAAAUUUUGUGAAGUCUGGUUCACAUCACCCAAUAAAAAGGUUUUUGAUGUAGCAUUGAAUGGUGAACACACAGUUGUACAUGAGCUGGACAUAUUUUCUAAAGUUGGACGAGGGGUUGCACAUGAUGAAAUCAUUCCAUUUUCAGUUAGAAGUGGGAAGCUGAAAGUUAACGGUGAAACAUCAACAAUCAUUGAUCAGAAAAUAAGCUUAGACUUUAUUAAGGGUGAUGCUGACAAUCCAAAAGUAAAUGCAGUAUUUGUAAUGAAAGGAACUAUUGAUGAUAUUCCAAAGUUACCUCCCUUACCUGGAACUGAAACACAAAGAGACUUCGAUGAUGAAGAAGAAGAAGUGGAAGAAGUUGACCAACAGAAACCAAAGAAAAGAAAACCCUCAGGGCCCAAAGUUAAAGAUCCUUAUGCAGCGGAUGAUACCAGUAGUAUCUUAUUACCUGUUUUUGUGGCAGUUGGAGCAUUCUUUCCUUUAUUGUUUUGUUUAUGUAAAUUGUGAUGAUUUCCAAAUUAGGUUUUUUAUCUAUUUUGUUUCAAUCAUUGUUUUCUAUCUUUUGCAAUCCAUUUAAGUUAUUUAUUCUAGUAAAUUUAUUAAAUUCUGUUAUUAAUUAAAAAAAACCAAAGGCAUCCAUGGAUUUUUUUUCUGCAUAAUUUUUAAGAUCAGAAAUUAUUGCAUGCAUUUAUUACUUUGUUUUUAAAAGAAAAGACAAACAUGCAAGAUUAAUUAUUGGGAUGUCAGGAAAAUCUACUGCAUUUUUUUUACACUUAUGAUUCAAUUUAUUCACCAAAUUGAAAAUUUUUGCUUUAAUAAUUGAUACAAUUUUUAAAUAGAAAUAUUGCUUUAUUUGUGUUUUUUUAUCUUGUUUUGAUGAUUGAAAUUUUCUGAUAUGACGCAUCUUCAAUUUAUUGUGCAAUGUUAAUGUUUAUUGUUGUUUUUUUUUUAGUUUGUCCAUAGUUUACCUAUUAGCGUAAUAAGAUGGUUUUGUCUAGUUAUCUUAAUAAGAAUAGUUUUAGAUAAACUUAUGUGGGACCAAGAAAAGGCAAUUCAAAAUCUUAACUAGGCUUUGAUGUCAUGGAAGUGAAUAGCAGAUGCUCUUAUUUUCAAAGUGCCUUUCCUGGUACCUUAUAUGUUUUGAUGGAACCAUCCUCGUUUUGUUUUGUUAAUUGUAGAUGAUGUGCAGUUUGAUAUUUAUUCUAGAUUUACUAUAAGAUUUUUCUAAAGUUCUAUUUACUUCAUAUAUUGAAAAAAGUACUAACAAUUUGUAUAUCAUUGACACGAAAAAUGUCUUUGGUAGAAUAAAUAUAAGACUAUCAAGAAUCGAACAAUGGGAUAAAAACAAUCAUUUAUAAGGUCAUAGUUUGUUGUUUUUGAUGUAAAAAAAAAGUUUUCUGAUUUGCUGUUUCAGAAUCCAAUGAAUUAUGGGGUACAUAUUCAAAAGAGAACAAACACCUAAAGCGUUCUGAUUUUUUACAAACAUUCUAAUCUAAUGAGGUGGCAAUAUUUUUAUUUUGGGGGUAUGACCAAUAACAUUACUCACUGUCAUUUAGAAUCUGAAACUGUCAAUUCAGGUAUAAUCUAAUCCCACUUGUACAAGAAAUAAUGCCAAAACAAAGUAUCCUAUCUAACAUUUAAUAAUGUUUUAUAUUCUGUUUUUCAAUCAAUUUUAUUUUAUUUGUUUACGUUUUAUUUAGUCAUAUUGAUUUACCUGAGGUCUAUUAUGUUAAUUUUGAAUUCAGUAAUGUACCAAAUUCAAAAUCCCCCACUAAAUGCUUUUAGCAUUCAAAUCGAAUAUAUAACGACAUCAACUUCUUUAUACAUAGCAAUAACAUUAUAACAUGUAAUAUCAUUAUUUUUUUUUAAAACUAAAUUACAAUGGGUAAUUUUAUUUUUCAAACCAAAAAUGUAAAUAAAGUAACAUCAUUGGUUGAAUUUCUAUUGUUUAUGAUGUUGUUAUCCAAUCACAAUGGUAGGAUGUUAUUUUUGAAAUAAUUACCCACAGUUUUUAAAAUCUGUAAUGGCUACUUGCAAGUAGAUUUUAAAGGCACAAAGAAAGUUUUAAUAUUUGUUACUGUAUGUUUGAAACUUAAUUUUGUUAAUUUUCACCAAUGUACAAAAAAACACAGUUGUGUUUAAAAACACACCAAAAGCUGCUUAUAUUAAUAAUUCAUUGAAUAAAAAAAAAUAUAUCAUGAUCUAAUAAAAGUAUGAAAGUAAAUCGCAUAAAAAUUGAUAAUGCGGUACAAUCAUGUACAGUUCUUAGAUAUGUGUUGCUAUCAUGAUCUGUAUUUCCAAUAAGAUUUGUUUACUUUUAGUUUUCUCUUUUAUAAGCUUAUAUAAUGUUAUAGAUAUUACAUAAUGUUGAAAAAUGAAUAUGCAAAUUAAAUAAUUGGUUAAAAAUUUAACCUAUUCUUUGUACUGUUUGUAGGAAGUGCACAUGAAUUCUGUAAUGUUGUCAUCAAUGGACUGGCAUAGUAUAUGUAUAGUAGACAACUUGUAUUAUAUGUAAUAACAGUAUUGUCCCUUACACUGUGUUAGUGAAGUAAUUUCAUAGCAUAAUUACACAAUACACUUAUUCAUUGAUACAGAAGUAGUGGUAUAUAUGAAUUCUAUUGUGUAUGAAGUUAUUGGAAGUUAAUGUAGUGUGUUUGUUUGUUAAGAGUUUGUCAUCUGUAUACAUCAUAUGCACACAAAUAAUAAAAAAAAUACACAUAUAUUUACUUAUAUUGUUAUUAGAUAUUUAAUUUGUUUCAGUAUUGAAAUUGUAGUGAUUUUUUUCUUAGCUGUAAAAAGCACUGAAAAUCAUCUAUUGCGUUUUAAAAAAUUCAACUAGGGAUAUUUUCCAUGUUAUUUAUUCAGAAAUGUCAUACCAAAUUGAUUGCAUCCAUUAUUUUAAUAAUCCUCAUAAUUCCAAAGCAAGUUUUUUAUUUAAUAAAAUUUCCAAGCAUGCACCAAUUGUUGUAAAGGGCAAUCAAAUCACAUUUCCUGUUUGUUUAUUUCUUAGUAUCCAUUUUACAUUUAAGCCUGUCAUAUUAUCUUAUAACACUGUGCAAUGCAUUGAAGAGUUUUUAAUGGGUGUUUGAUAUCACUUUCAGUGUAAAUAAAUGUGGCAUGUGUGACCUAACUUUCAGUAUAAAUAUAUGUAUGUGUAUAGGUUUAAAAAGAAAAGAUCAUGAAACUUGCAAUGAAUAAAAUGAUAUUUUAUCUAUUGGUAUAUACUUUUACGAGUCCCAAAAAUAGAUUAUUUGUACAUUGAUGCAUUAUAACCGAAUUAAUGCAACAACUUCUUUUAACUUUGGAUAAUUGACUCAUUGGCAAUCAUGCCACAUCUACUAAUUUUUAUAUAGUUGGAAAUAAUUAAGGAUUAGAUAUUCACUAAUAUGCAAGAGAAAAAAAACUCAUUAUGAAAAUUAAAGGGCACUACACUUUUUAAUCAUGUAAUUUAUAAGGCAAUGUGAAUUAUAAAAAAACAAAACAUUUUGUUUACCUUAAUUUGGGUACCUUUUUCAAAAUUUGCAUGGCAUUAUAAUUAACAAGUAAUCAUAAAGCAAUCACAUUUUAUAAAGAAGUGAUGAAUGGUAUAUUCUAUGAUCACCAAUUAUGAGUGUUGUCCAAUUGUGUGUGGUUGUAAAUAGAUAUUUGAGGUGAAUGUUUAUAGUUUUGUAAGUUUGAUAAUUGUUAAAGAUAUGAUGUAAAGGAUUGAACGAUUUUGAUGUAUAUUUUGUAAAAGCACAGUCUGGAAAUGUAAUUUAAAAAGCAAACCAUUGUUAUUUCAUUUAAAAUAAAUAUGGCAUCAAUGGCGCUUAGUAUCUCACCAUAAAUUUGUAAUAUAAUCUAUACACAAUGGUGAGAUUGUCAAAUAUAUGUCAGUAUGAGAGAUGGAAGUUCUUUAAUAAGUAUCAUUAUAUAAACCCAAUGGUUUUACUUUUACAAUUGUGACUUGGAUAAGAGAGUUAUCUCAUUGACACUCACACCAUAUCUUCUUAUAAUCUAUCCAAAGCAACAAUCUUAACCAUUAAAAUAGAUCAUUUUUUUAGUUUUUUUUAUAUUAAUUAUAAGAUUGACUGACUAUUUUGUUUUUUGUUAUAUAUACACAAUACUGAGAAUCCCAAAUUGUUUUCAUAUUUCCCUUUAUGAUGAGAUAUUUUUGUAUUCUUUUUGAUGUAAAAGAAUAAUAUUAUUGAAAGCUUUGCCCAAUAAUUUGAGCUGUCGUCUUCAAUAUUAAGAAAUUUAACAGAUGAUGCCAGUUCUGUAGACUAAAAUGAAUUAUGUAUCUUUGAAUUUAAUUUAAUCUUAAGCAUAAUAUAGACAUAGAUUUAGCUUUAACAAAACUUUUUGGAAUGUUGUAUAUUAUUGACUGAAAUGUAAUGUUAGAUUUUUUUAACUUUGUAAUGUUAACUUAACUAGCUUUAUUUAAAGACAUGACUGCGAUUAUGAUUGAACUAUCUUACUUUGUUAAUUAAGUACUAAGAUUUGAUAAUUUAGAUCAAAAAUUUUGUAAUUUGGUAAUUAAAUACUCCAAAGGUCUUUUGUGAAAAUAUUCUUUUAUGUAUUUUAACUAGAACUUUGAUAUUCUACAUUUUGCUGCACUUGUGAACUGGCCAUAACUUUCAGUAUUCAUAUUUUUAGUUACAAAGGAGCCAGGACAGUCGUCAAAAUAAUAAUUCAACAUCCCUUGUAUAUGCAUAUAUUGAAAAUUACUUUUAAAAAUAAUAAUUAUCCAACUUCUCUAUCAUUCCACUACACGAAUGUAUGUGUGAUUCUCAUUUCAUUGUGUAACACACUUUUAUGUAUAUGUCAGUGUGUAAUACACAUGUUUGUCAUUUUUUACAGAAUUAUGUGUGAAUCUAAUUUUCCUAAUAUAUUUUAUGUAUAAAUGUUGGAUGAAUGUGUUUGUGAAAAUAUUAUGAAAUGAGGGAAUAAAAGUCAUUUAAAAAGUUU
This is a messenger RNA of Mytilus trossulus (common blue mussel), 5382 nucleotides long. RefSeq names its product malectin-A-like. The record is from RefSeq and is a predicted model, not a curated record. The transcript has 4 exons. Bases 76 to 942 code for a protein of 288 amino acids. NCBI's taxonomy places the organism in Eukaryota, Metazoa, Mollusca, Bivalvia, Mytilida, Mytilidae. Gene Ontology annotation, cellular component: membrane. Gene Ontology annotation, molecular function: carbohydrate binding.